AUGCUCCCAAAGUACCAUCAGCAGUUUCACCAUCAGAAUCUGUUCGCGGGCGCUGGCGCGUCGCCUAUAGAGGCGUCGCUGUCUUCUUCACUGUCGUCGUCGUUAUCGACGUCGUUGUCAUCUUCGCUAUCGGGCGGACUGGGGGCGGCAGCGCUUGGUGCGGGCUCGCCGGGCGCUGGAAGCCCGCAGCGCUCGUCGUCGUCAUCGUCCGCGUCGCCAGGGGCGCCAGCAAGGAUGUACCCUUACGUAUCGCACCAUCAGCAGUUCGGAGGCUCAGUGCCGUUUUCGGCGGGCGCAGGAUUGGCGGACGACAAGAGUUGCAGAUACCCAACGGCAGUUGGGGGUGAUCCAAUGGUGAACUAUGCUUUGGGUCAGCAUAAUGGAGGCGCGGCUGUUUCGGCAGCGUCCGCGAGUAUGGCGGCGGCCGCACAGUUCUACCACCAAGCAGCAGCUUCAGCGGCAUCUGCGGCGUCUGCAGCGACGGUGGAUGCGAUGGGAACGUGCGCUCAGCCGUCAGCGCAGCCUCUACCUGACAUACCACGUUAUCCGUGGAUGUCCAUCACUGGUAAAUGUUUCACAUUUUGA
This is a messenger RNA of Diatraea saccharalis (sugarcane borer), 585 nucleotides long. NCBI's taxonomy places the organism in Eukaryota, Metazoa, Arthropoda, Insecta, Lepidoptera, Crambidae. The record is from the annotation of a GenBank genome assembly.